CCUGUCUGCUGUUGGCGCGCUUUUGCUGUUUGCGACUUUGUGUUUGAAGUUUGAGCGGUUAGACUAGACUAGAUAGUCUCACACACUUACUGUCUAUGCUCACACACACAGAGAGAGAGAGAAGUGCAGCGAUGGAGCGCGUGAACACGAGCAGUUUCAGAGGAUUCCUGAGAUCUUGCGAAUAUUUUAAUGAGAAGAUUCGCUAUUCAUUACAGAAGAAACUCAACAAGCUCUUGAGCAGCCGGAGAAGAACAACGGGGAGCUUGGAAGACACAGUAAAGAAACUAAAGAAAAAAUAUGGAAAGAAAAAUGCAUUCAAAAGGAUCAAGUCCAUAGUGAAAAAAAUGAAGGAAAAAAAACAUAUCACAAAUGGUGACAGUGUUCAAACAGAUCACGGAAACAUGCCACUUCAUCAGCCAAACAACCUUCAACAACAACAGCAUAAUAAUAAUAAUAAUUCUACAUCACUCAGGCAACCAUCAAUUCAGAACCUUGACCAGCAUAACCUCACAAUUAGACAGGAGAAUGGUGGGUUAAUAGUUGCUCCAAACAUUGUAGGAAACAAUGCUCAGGAUGUUAACAUAAAUGUGUCCAUGGAACCUCCCUCUACCUCAGUAAACAAAAAUGAAAUUCUCCAGAAUGUGAGGAAUAAGAUGAAAUCAAGAAUGCUGCCUGACGCUGAGAGGACUUUUGAGGGAAGUAUACCACAGGCGGUCUCUCUAAACAGGAUCUACACUGAACUGUUUAUCAUCGAUGACGAGUCUGACCCCAUCAAUAGAGAACAUGAGAUCUGGCAGAUGGAGACGACACAAGAUUCAAACGCAUCAGCUCAGAGACACAUAAACUACAAUGACAUCUUUAAGCCACGCAUAAAUGAAAAUGUAAGCAUGAAGACCGUUUUAACUAAAGGAAUUGCUGGAAUUGGGAAAACGAUCACCGUACAGAAGUUUGUCCUUGACUGGGCGAACGGAGAAGCCAAUCAAAAUCUAGAUCUUGUGUUUCUGCUGCCGUUCCGAAAUCUGAACUUGCUCGAAGGAGAAAAGAGUCUAUUUGACUUGCUUUGUGACUUUUACCCUGAGUUUAAAGAGGCAAGACCGAUCUCUGAAUGGAUCUGUGAUAGGGAAGUUCUGCUCAUCUUAGAUGGUCUGGAUGAAUAUAAAAAGGACUUGAACUUUCAAAGCAGACUUCUGUCAGAUGUAACUACAGAAGCCACUGUGGAUGUCCUUCUAGUAAACCUUUUACGAGGAAAUCUGCUUUCAUCCGCUCGCCUGUGGAUCACCAGCCGGCCCGUCGCAGCUGGACAGCUGGACAAGAAGAUCUUCUUACGUGGAUACAUCACACAGAUCAGAGGAUUCAGAGAUGAGCAGAAGGAGGAGUACUUCAAGAGGCACCUCGAGGAUCCACAGCUAACCCAAGACAUCAUCUGUCACCUGAAGUCUCAAAAGAGCCUGUGGAUACUGUGCCACAUACCUCUGUUUUGUUGGAUUUCAGUGGUUGUUCUUAGAGACAUAAUUACAAGACAAAAUAAACAUAGGAACAUGCCCUCAAAUCUGACGGAAAUGUACAUCCACUAUCUGCUCAUUCAGACCGGGUUGAGCCAUGAAAAAUAUCAAGGGGCAGAACUGUCACAACAAGACGCUCUCAAGCAGCACAAAGAUCUGAUUAUGAAACUGGCAGAGCUGGCACACAGGCAGCUGAUGGAACAGAAUGUCAUCUUCAGAGAAGAAGACUUGAAGACAUGUAACAUCACUGUUGAUGAAGCGCAUCAAUAUCCCGGUGUCAUUACCUGUGUCACAGAGAACAAAUGUGGAUAUAUGAGGACAAAACUUUUCACCUUCAUCCAUCUCAGUGUCCAGGAAUUCUUUGCAGCCUUGUUUAAAUUUCACACAUUUCUAUCAGGAAAUCAAGACUCAAAAACAGCCAAAAAGAGAAAGAUCUUGAGAAAGACUAGAUUUUGUGAUAUUCUCAUAGAUGAGAUUAAUGAGGCCUUGCGAAGUAAAAAUGGACACUUGGAUCUUUUUAUCUGUUUUCUCUUUGGGAUUUCUUGCGAUUCCAGCAGAGAUCUACUUGAAGGACUCCUGCCUCCAUCAUGGGUCAGUCUUUCAGAUGAUCACAAGAAGGUGACCACGUACAUCAAGUCCUUGAAGAGGAAAGGCCUGUCCUCUGAGAGAUGCAUUAGUCUUGUUCGUUGUCUCGUUGAGCUCAAGGACAAGUCAUUUUUGCAGGAGAUGCGAGAUCUCGAACGCUCACGGUCCAAAGAGCCCCUCACACAGUUCCAGUGCUCGCUUCUGGCUUACCAGUUUGUAAUGUCAGAUAUGAAUCACGAUGAGUUUGACCUCAGGAAAUACAACAUCACGUUAGAAGGGUUUCAGAGAUUCUCCCCAGCCAUCACAUGCUUCAGAAAGGCUCUUCUCAAAGGAAGCGGAUUUACAGAGCAGCACUGUGAUGUCUUGACGCGUUACCUAAGGUCACCAAACUCUCACCUGAUUCAUCUUGACCUGAGUCACAACGAUCUGGGACGGUCCGCUCUGAACCAUCUUUCCACGGCGCUCUGUGAUCCCAAUUGCCAGAUUCAGACCCUGAACCUCAGCCACAAUGACCUCCAGAGUCAAGACAUGGAGCUGAUCAGGGAUGUGCUUUUAGGAGAAAAUAUGAAUCUGAGAUUGCUGGAGCUCAGCGACAAUCCUCUAGGUGAUUCAGGAGUGAAGAUACUCUCAUCUGGACUGAAGGGCACGAAAUGUCAUCUUGAAGUUCUGAAACUUUCAGGCUGUCAGAUUCAAGGAGGAGUUCAUCAGUUGAUGUCGUCUUUGAAAGCCAAUUCUUCAUCUCUGAAAGAGCUGGAUCUGCGGUAUAAUAAUCUUGGAAACAUCGUACAGGAAACUCUAAAGGAUGAGUCCCUGUGCUCAGUGAGAACAUCCACUGGAGUCUGCAGUCUACUACCAGGACUCUACAAAUACGCUGUUACGCUCACCUUUGACCCUCAGACGGCUAACGAACACCUCCAUCUGAACAAGAACAACACUGUGGCCACUCAUCAGAAGCAGAAACAGCAAUUUCCAGAUAAUGCCGAGAGAUUUGACUUGUGCAACCAGGUCCUGUGCCGCCCGGCGCUGUCAGAGCGCAGCUUCUUUGCGGUGGAUGUGAUUGGGCCAGACUUGCACGUGGGCGUGGCCUGUGGGGGAAUCGAGAGAAAGGGAGCAAGUGAUCGAGUAUGUCUUGGACGCAAUGAGAUGUCAUGGAGUUUAUAUUGCUCAGAUAGAGUAUGUGAAGCUCAUCACAACCAGAAAACUGUAUCAGUUCAAGCAGAGUCCUUUAGGAAGCUCGGCGUGUUCCUGGACCGGGAGGCUCGUUCUGUUUGCUUCUACAGUUUGAGCCCAAGGAUGAAACUCUUGUACAUGUUUGAUGCAGAUUUUCCUGAGGGCCACGACCUUUUUGCUGCGUUCAGGAUUCAGGAGCCAGGCUGUUUAGUCAACUUAAGACAAGAAUCGCUGUAACUGUAUCUAGAAUGACCUACAAUAUUCCCCUGCCAAACCUGAACAAACCAUCUAGAAACCACUCAAAACCAGCGGCAAGUGUUUAAACUUUUGAUGAACACUAAACAUCUGAUUCUCCAGCAGAAAUAAACUUAAGAGUAUUGUUUGAAAAAUGACAAUUACUGUAAUCAUGUACUGUCUCAUUUUCAUGUGUUUUCACUCAGAAAUGUUUAUGUUUCUAAGCCAAAACACUUUCAUGUAAUUCCAAAUAAAGACAUGA
Molecule: messenger RNA, 3753 nt
Organism: Pimephales promelas (fathead minnow)
Lineage: Eukaryota; Metazoa; Chordata; Actinopteri; Cypriniformes; Leuciscidae
Product: protein NLRC3
Molecular function (GO): protein binding
Source: RefSeq, a predicted model, not a curated record